Molecule: messenger RNA, 1823 nt
Organism: Schistocerca americana (American grasshopper)
Lineage: Eukaryota; Metazoa; Arthropoda; Insecta; Orthoptera; Acrididae
Product: nuclear speckle splicing regulatory protein 1
Exons: 6
Coding region: 202-1344 (380 amino acids)
Biological process (GO): regulation of alternative mRNA splicing, via spliceosome
Source: RefSeq, a predicted model, not a curated record
UUCCCAGACAAGAGAUCUGCAGUGAGCUCAUCUUUGCUUGCACAUUGAUCUCUGGAAUGGAAUUAUUAUUAUUAUUAAUUUUUUUCUCUUUGAUCAAUGUGUAUUAUUGAGCACUGUACGAGUCUGUUGUUGACCACCGUGUUUUGUUACGUACAAAGACCCAAUCGUCAGUGACAGAGGAAGUGUGCUAUAAGUUUCAGUAUGUCAGCAACUAAUAACAAACAGUAUGGCCUAAUAGUUCCAAAAAAGCCAGGUCAGUCUGGAUUACAACCUCGACUCUCGGUAUUUAAUGACAAUAGUGAUUCUGGAGAUGAAGGAGGUGACUGGGUAAAACGAGCCUUGAAGCGAGAUUCUCAGAAGAGUUUACAGAAGAAACAAACGAAAAUUGAAAUGGAAAGAGCAUUGGCCGUGGAUCCUACAGUUUAUCAGUACGAUGAGAUAUACGAUAAAAUGGAGGAAAAGAAAGCAGAGGAAAAAAAACUGAAAUCAACUGACAAGAAGCCAAAAUACAUUCAGUCUCUCUUGAAGCAAGCCGAGCGUCGCAAGAAAGAACAGGAACGUCGAUAUGAACGUGAAGUACAGCGAGAGCGAGAGGCAGAAGGAGAACAGUUCAAAGAUAAAGAGUCAUUUGUCACUGCUGCUUAUCGAGCAAAGCUUGAGGAAUUUCGCAAAAUGGAUGAACAGGAAAAACAUAUGGAACAUUUGGAAGCAAUAAUGGAUGUUUCCAAGCAGAAGGAUCUCAGUGGAUUUUACAGGCAUUUAUAUCGUCAGGCAACUGGUGAGUCUCCGGCAUCCAAUUCAAAUGUAGUAAAAGUUAAAGAAGAACCACCAGAUCCUUCUCCCUCUUCAUAUAAUGAGGAAGGUGACGUAAAGGCAAAGGAGAACAGUAAUAAGGCCAUUGCAGAAGGCGACGCAAAGCGCAUGAUGGUUCCUACUGAAAGACAAUACAGAAAACGCCGUGCCUCUUCUUCUGAUAGAGAAGAUACUCACACCAGAAAGAGAACAGUACCAACCUCCAAUGGUGAUAAAAAUACUCUUGAAUCGGACAGUUCGAGUUCCCCUAGUGAUAGCUCGAGUGAUGACUCGAGUGAUUCAGAAGAAAUUUCAGAAAAUGUCAGCAACAACAAAGACAAAUGUGAAGCUGAUAAAAUGGAGGCUGUUGCAAAAGACUCAAAGGAAUUGGACACAAGCAAACAAGGAGAUAAGAAAGUCGGUGAAGAAACUGUAGAGACUACAGAGCCUGUUCCAAAGUGCAACAUUUGGGAAAAACGUACAGUUGGACCCCUAUUUGAAGCUGCAUUGGAGCGAUACUAUGCUAGGAAAGCAGCAAGGCUUGCUGGGUGAUAAUCUUUUGUGUUUUAAAACAUAUGAAGCUACAGCUGUUGUAGAUAUUUCUAUGCACAGAUUUGAAAUUUGUUUUGUUUACUAUUUUUGUGCAUGCUUGAUAACUGUUAAGAGACAACAUUGUAAAUGACCGACUGGCUGGUGAAUACAGGGAAAAAGUAGUUUUCCCAUUACAAACAGCUAGCGGUAACAUGACAAUUUCAGUUCCUUCUCAUUUACUAUUUUUUUCCCUACAGUAUUGUUUCUUUUUUAUCUGUCGUCCCACCCCCAGAGUACUUAGCAUGUUCUUUCAUGCUACCUCUAUCUUGGAAUUCUAAUUUUAACAAGUGCCUUCAGAAAAUAUGUCUGAUCUUGACUUUUAUGUUGACUUUAUAACUUUUCACAUCUGACAUCGUUUCUUUUUCCAUAGACACUUACAGAUCUUUUGUAUAAACCUUGUAAUUAAUUCUGUAUAAAAAAUAUACAUUGUCUUUCUCUUC